Molecule: messenger RNA, 258 nt
Organism: Racocetra persica
Lineage: Eukaryota; Fungi; Glomeromycota; Glomeromycetes; Diversisporales; Gigasporaceae
Source: the annotation of a GenBank genome assembly
CUAAAUAUGGUAUUGGCAUAUCAACAUGUAGUGAAAUUUUAGUGAAGUCAGAUUAUUGGUUAUCUAUCAAUCCAAAUUCAAAUAAAGCAACUCAUAAGCGAAGCAAAGUAUCAGUUUUUAUAAAAAUUGAAUCAGCAGUUGCACUUUGGGUAAAAUAUGUAAUAGAUAAUAAACAAACUUUAACAAAAUAUCUUAUCCAAAAUAAGACAAGAGAAUUUGUAGCAUUACUAAAUGAGGAUAAGUUUAAUACUUCAAAUA